Planococcus citri (citrus mealybug) is the source of this 5831-nucleotide messenger RNA. It is a transcript of the gene na, whose product is annotated as sodium leak channel non-selective protein na. The transcript is spliced from 28 exons. NCBI's taxonomy places the organism in Eukaryota, Metazoa, Arthropoda, Insecta, Hemiptera, Pseudococcidae. Gene Ontology annotation, cellular component: plasma membrane. The record is from RefSeq and is a predicted model, not a curated record. Bases 201 to 5417 code for a protein of 1738 amino acids. Gene Ontology annotation, molecular function: monoatomic cation channel activity. Gene Ontology annotation, biological process: positive regulation of synaptic transmission, GABAergic; positive regulation of synaptic transmission, cholinergic; monoatomic ion transport.
CAUGCGCGCAAUUCCAAAAUUUCAUCUCUAUUCGUAAUAUUUUCCUUUCUAAAAGUUUCAAAAUGUAAAUUUACUUGGAAAAAUGUGGUCAAAUAACCGCGAUUAUUUUUCCAAGUGCAUCAGUGCCCACGAAUUUGGUCUCAAUGAAUUCGUAAUGGAAUAAUUUUUUUCUCCACUGGUGUUUCGUAAAAUCCGCCAAAAUGUUCCCCGAAAACGAACGUAUCUACUCUGCAGCGAUGCUCGGGAGGAAGCAGAGCUUACGAGGAGAACAAAUAUUGGCAGAUUAUGGUCCUGAUGAAGCUUUCAACGAAAGUGCUGAUAUAGAAUGGGUCAACAAAGUUUGGGUCCGGAGGAUAAUGAGAGCUUGUGCUCUUCUGAGCUUACUUUGCGUUUGUUUAAAUACACCCAAGACAUUCGAAUGGUAUCCUCUUCUACAGUACAUUACGUUCAUAUGUGAUUUAAUCGUGACUUGUUUAUUCACCGCUGAAAUGAUAGCCAAGAUGCAUAUACGAGGGAUAUUGAAGGGAGAUGCUCCUUACUUGAAAGAUCACUGGUGUCAGUUCGAUUCGUCGAUGGUGUUUUUCUUAUGGGUUUCUGUCAUUUUACAAGUAUUCGAGAUGCUUUCCAUCCUACCGAGAUUUAAUUAUUUGUCGAUUUUGAGAGCUCCGAGACCGUUUAUAAUGAUUCGUUUUAUCAGAGUGUUUUUGAAAUUCUCGAUGCCGAAAAGUCGCAUUAACCAAAUAUUCAAACGUUCUGGGCAGCAAAUAUACAACGUGACAUUAUUUUUCCUAUUCUUCAUGUCACUCUAUAGUCUACUAGGCGUUCAGCUUUUCGGUGAACUGAAUUAUCAUUGUGUUCUGAAUACAACUGAUCCAAAACACGUUACAUUGAAUAGUCUCGCCAUACCAGACACCUAUUGCUCGAAUGAUUCAGGAUAUCGAUGUCCAGAAGGAAUGAAGUGCAUGAAAAUGGAGUUAUCGCGUUAUAUUAUGGGAUUUAGCGGAUUCGAUGAAUUCAUGACCAGUUUAUUCACCGUAUAUCAAGCAGCUUCUCAAGAGGGUUGGGUUUUCAUCAUGUUCCGUACUUUUGACAGCUUACCGUCUUGGCGUGCUAUAUUUUAUUUCUCCACUAUGAUAUUUUUCCUGGCUUGGUUAGUGAAAAAUGUUUUCAUCGCUGUUAUCACGGAAACUUUCAACGAAAUCAGAGUACAGUUUCAACAAAUGUGGGGUGUCAGACAAUUGGAUAAUAAAAUGGUGACCGAAGUAUUGAUUGAAGACGAAACCGGCGCGUGGAAACUGGUGCAAGUUGACGAAAACAAACAUGUCGGUUGUGCACCGAUGAUUUGUCAUCAAAUUUUAAGAUCUAGGUGGUUUAGAUUGCUGAUGAUGGGCGUCAUUUUAAGCAAUGGAAUUGUUAUGGCUUCGCUGAGUUUUAAACACGAUGGCAGAGCGAGACAUCUUUUUUAUCACAAUUAUUAUUACAUCGAAUUCUUGUUCACUAUCGUAUUCAAUAUGGAAGCCUUAUUCAAGAUUUGGUGUCUGGGAUUUCAAGGUUAUUUCAAACAUUCCUAUCAUAAAUUCGAAUUAAUGCUGUGCAUCGGAACAACUCUUCAUAUUAUUCCCAGCUUUUAUUUAUCCGGAUUGACCUAUUUUCAAGUUUUGCGAGUAGUUCGUUUAAUCAAAGCUUCGCCAAUGUUGGAGGAUUUCGUGUACAAGAUUUUUGGUCCUGGUAAAAAAUUAGGCAGUUUGAUUAUAUUCACAAUGUGCCUGCUGAUCAUAUCGUCGAGUAUUUCAAUGCAGUUGUUUUGUUUUCUAUGUGAUUUCACUAAAUUUGAAACUUUUCCCGAGGCAUUCAUGUCUAUGUUUCAAAUCUUGACUCAAGAAGCUUGGGUUGAAGUGAUGGACGAAACGAUGCUGCGCACUAAAGAGACUUUGGUACCUUUGGUUGCAGUCUAUUUUAUUCUAUACCAUUUGUUUGUAACUUUGAUUGUGUUGAGUUUGUUCGUCGCUGUCAUUUUGGAUAAUUUGGAACUGGACGAAGACGUGAAAAAACUGAAACAAUUAAAAUUUCGAGAACAGAGCGCCGAAAUCAAAGAAACAUUACCGUUUCGUUUGAGAAUAUUUGAAAAAUUCCCCGAUAGUCCGAAAAUGGCCUGCAUUAAUAAAUUACCAUCCGAUUUCAAUUUACCCAAAGUCAGGGAAAGCUUCAUGAGGCAAUUUGUUUACGAUAUUGAAGAAGACGAAGGUACUAUAGCAGAUGUUACGAAAAAAACCAGCGAUAUGUUCAACGCUCCGAUACUUUAUCGAAAACAGAGAACUUUCAAAUUACUCACAAAUCCGCCUAAAGUUCGCAUUGUUACUCCUGAUGCCAAAAAAUCCGCCAUUAAUGCAUUGCUGACAGAUUCGAAUAAUCAUCGCCUUCUUCUGGGAGAUUCGGGCAUAAUUGCGAUGCCAGGAAUGGGUAAAAGUAAUCUGCACUCUCAAGGCACGGUCAAUAGCAUCAAACAGCUGCGUAUCGAUCAAAAAAAAUCCGUUAGACGAAGCAUAAGAAGCGGUUCGAUUAAACUGAAACAAACUUACGAGCACCUUAUGGAAAACGGAGACAUCGGCGGUCACAUUAAUAAAAUCAGCACAGCUCGCAGUCGACCUCACGAAAUCGAUAUCAAAAUAUUGCAAGCUAAAAAACAACAGGCUGAAAUGAGACGAAAUCAACGUGAAGAAGAUUUACGAGAAAAUCAUCCCUUAUUCGAUACUCCUCUUUUUAUCGUACCUCGUGAGAGUAAAUUUCGCAAAGCUUGCCAGCUGAUCGUGUAUGGCCGAUAUGAUGCUCGACUGAGGGAUCCGCUUACCGGAAAGGAACGUAAAAUUAAACACAAAAGAAUGCACAAUUUCCUAGGUCUGGUUACCUAUUUAGACUGGCUGAUGAUUUGUGUGACAACUAUAUCUUGUAUUUCGAUGAUGUUCGAGACACCGGUGUACAGAGUUAUGGAAAUACCAGCAUUGCAGUUCGCCGAAUACAUGUUUGUUAUUUUCAUGAGUCUGGAAUUAGCGCUGAAAAUUCUAGCCGAUGGAGUUUUCUUCACACCUAAGGCUUACAUGAAGGAUGUGGCGUCCAUUUUAGAUGUGUUCAUUUAUAUAACCAGCUUAAUAUUUUUGUACUGGAUGCCCCAAAACGUGCCACCAAAUUCGGCAGCCCAGCUGUUGAUGAUUUUGAGAUGCGUUCGACCUUUACGUAUUUUCUCUUUGGUGCCUCAUAUGAGAAAAGUUGUCGAUGAAUUGUGUCGCGGUUUCAAGGAAAUUUUUUUGGUAUCCGUUCUAUUAAUCGUGUUGAUGUUCGUAUUCGCCUGCUAUGGUGUGCAAAUGUUCGGUGGUCGAUUGGCCAGAUGUAAUGAUCCUACCAUAGUAAAUCGUGAGGAUUGCGUCGGUGUCUUCAUGAGACGAGUAUUUGUCACUAAAAUGAAAAUAAAACCCGGUGAAAAUGAAACAUUUCCGUCCAUGUUGGUUCCAAGAGUUUGGGCUAAUCCUAGAAGAUUUAAUUUCGAUAACAUAGGCUACGCCAUGUUGACACUAUUCGAGGUACUCUCGUUCAAAGGAUGGUUAGACGUUCGAGAUAUUUUAAUUAAAGCUCUCGGACCCGUUCACGCUGUGUACAUCCACAUAUACAUUUUUCUCGGUUGUAUGAUUGGUUUAACGUUGUUUGUGGGUGUUGUAAUUGCGAAUUAUUCAGAAAACAAAGGAACUGCUCUGCUGACGGUGGAUCAGAGAAGAUGGUGUGACUUGAAAAAAAGAUUGAAAAUCGCACAACCUUUGCAUUUGCCGCCGAGACCAGAUGGGAAAAAAUUCCGAGUUUUUUUCUACGAUAUCACACAGCAUAUUUAUUUUAAAAGAUUCAUCGCUAGUACAGUGUUGCUGAACAGUAGUCUACUGUGUGUAUCGUGGAAAGUAGAAGAACCUUACACAUUCCAGCUAUCACGUAUCAGUACAGCUCUGAAUUUCAUAUUCGUGGUCGAAGUUCUGAUGAAAUUGAUAGCAUUCACGCCAAGAGGAUAUUGGCAAUCGAGACGUAACAGAUAUGAUCUAUUUGUGACCAUUUUAGGUGCCAGUUGGAUAUGCAUUCAUUAUAAUUUACAGAAUGACGUAUCUUAUUCCAUUGGCUUCAUGGUUGUGGUAUUGAGGUUCUUUACGAUCACUGGAAAACACGCUACGUUGAAAAUGUUGAUGUUGACUGUGGGAGUAUCCGUGUGUAAAAGUUUUUUCAUCAUUUUUGGCAUGUUUUUGUUGGUGUUUUUCUACGCUUUGGCUGGUACGAUUUUAUUCGGAACUGUUAAAUAUGGAGAAGGAAUAGGAAGGUUGGCAAAUUUCGGAUCCCCUGUCACCGGUGUAGCAAUGUUAUUCCGUAUAGUCACCGGUGAAGAUUGGAAUAAAAUAAUGCACGAUUGUAUGAUCCAACCACCUCAAUGUACACCAGCCAACAACUAUUGGGAAACGGAUUGCGGAAAUUUUGUAGCCGCGUUGAUAUAUUUUUGCUCGUUUUACGUCAUAAUUACCUACAUCGUGUUGAACUUGCUGGUCGCUAUCAUCAUGGAGAACUUUUCGUUAUUUUAUUCGAACGAAGAAGACGCCCUGAUGUCGUACGCUGACAUUAGAAAUUUUCAGAACACAUGGAAUAUAGUGGAUAUUCAUCAAAAAGGUGUAAUACCGGUUCACAAAGUCAAAUACAUAUUUCGUCUGUUGAAAAGUCGACUGGAGGUGGACUUCGUCAAAGAUAAGCAUUUAUUCAAGCAUAUGGUGUACGAGACUGAACGAUUACAUAAUGGUGAAGAUGUUACUUUUCAUGAUGUCCUAAAUAUUUUAUCCUAUCGCUCGGUGAAUAUUCGCAAAGCUCUGCAAUUGGAAGAAUUAUUAGCGAGAGAAGAGUACGAGUAUAUGAUAGAAGAAGAAGUAGCUAAGAAAACAAUACGGGAAUGGCUAGAAAAUUGUUUGAAGCAAAAAAGAAUAAAACAGGGCAACAAUCUGAUAGCCGGAUUAAGAGCCACAAACGAGCAAUUACAAAUCGACGAAAAAUUCAGAGAUGGAAUUCACAGUGAGAAAUUCGCAGAUCCCUCGGAAAUGAAGGAACCGUACAAAGAAAACGCUUACGUUGGCAAAAAAGCAGAAAUCACAAGAUCUGACAGCGAUGGUAGCAGUUCUGGAAGAAAGCAGCUGGCAUCCAGUCUAUCCGAUCCGACCACAAUGCAGGAUAAACCGGUGCUAAAUAGCAAGAAAAAUAGUCCUAAAUCAAAAAUCAAUGCCACAGAUUCGAAUAAAAUGUCGCAGAAAGAGAUGAAAAACAACCUACCGAAUUUCAAUAACGCCGUCAAAGAGGUUCACGAUUGGUGGGAACAUGUUUUACGAGCUCAUACUACAACUCGAUACUAGGAAUAAAUUUGAAUCAGAGUUAAACCUCAGAUGAGUGAUCUCUCAACGUUCGCUCAAUCAGUGCAAAACAUUUGGAAGUUGAGGAAUUUGAUGUACCUACUUACAAAGUAUUUUGGUUUUGAAUGACUCAAUAUUUUGUGGCUCUGCUCUGAGAUUACUCCAUAUUUUUGUGAAACAAGGUACAGGGUCCAUCGUGUGUGGUAUUACGUAGGUAGGUACAAAAUCAUCGAAGAAGUAUUAAUACAGUCUAAAUGUAUGUACCUAUUUAGACACAGGUAUCGUAUUGAUAUCUUAUAGUCGUAUAGUGGUGUUAGUUAUUAUAAGAAUGUAUCAGAAAUUAAAAGCUCGGAUACGUUGUUCGAGAACUUUUAUGUUAAUUAUACUUCAUUCAAUUUUGUUGAAUUUUUUACAAAA